GAUAUUCCUGAAGAGAUCGGCAAUCUUGUCGCACUGAAGAAUCUGAAUUUAUCAUGGAAUACCUUUGGCGGAAAAAUUCCUGAGAAUAUUGGCGCCUUAAUGCAAGUUGAGUCACUGGACCUAUCACACAAUGGGUUGUCUGGUGAAAUCCCUUUAAGUUUAUCGGAUCUCACAUCAUUGAGCCGCUUGAACCUGUCCUACAACAAUUUGACGGGGCGGAUACCAUCCGGAAAUCAGUUGCAAACACUCGAAGACCCAGAAUAUAUCUAUGUUGGCAACCCAGGCCUUUGUGGUCCUCCUCUCGCGAGGAAAUGUUGGCAACCCGAGCCAAUUCCAGCUACUCGUGAACAUUAUGAUGAUAUAAAGCGACGCGGUUUCAUUUUUCCAGGCCAUGGGUUCUGGAUGUAUAAUGGGUAUCUGGGUAGUCUUCUGUACCUUCUUGUUCAAAAGGAAGUGGAGAGUUUCUUGGUUCUCACUUUGUGACAGAUUGUAUGACAGGGCUUAUGUGAAAGUGGCACUUACCUGGGCUUCCUGGACACGAGCAAAUGGGUAGAAGCUGAGAUCAACCUCUACCAUGUAAACUAUCGGAAUUUUGCCAUGUACGGAUAUGUCAAAAUAUUGUAGCAAGUAUACUAUUCACAGAUAUGUAUUUCAGGACUAUGCCAUCAACUGACGUUGGCAUGAUUUGGGGCAUGUGUAAUUUCAGGCGAACUAUGCCUGAAUUAGCUGUUGUUGAUGUAUAUUUUCCUGCAAUGGUCUUGAAUUUUAUGAUGAAGCCAUUCAGUGGUUGGAACGUAUAUGAAGUAGGGGAAUCAUGGUCUGAUGGAUGUGAUGGAAUAGUUAGAAAUGAUCAACCCGCAUGAAGAAUGUGUAGCUGUGAUUGCAGCUAGCCCAGCUCAUGAUCACAAAUUCACAAUCGCCAUCCUGAUACCCUCGCCGCUGCAACCGACUGAUGAUCACAAAUUCACAUAGUGUAGCACCCGCUUGCAUUACAUUCAUUGCUCCCGAAGUCCCAACCCAGAUGCCAAACCCAAACCCUCGACGUCGUCCCGCUUGCCCUCCACCGGCGGCCAUGGCCAUGGACCCGCAGGUGACCACCGGCACCAGGAUGAGUCAAAUUGACGAUCCCGAGACCAUGGACCUUGGCAUCAACGUCUUCCUCAUGUACGUCUACGAUUCCCUCCCGGAUCCGCCCGUCUCCCCCGCCGCCCAACUCCCCCUCUCCGGGCCGUUGUGGAUCCACGACGGCGUCGACCGCAUCAGCCGCCUGCCCGACGAGGUCCUCCGCAACAUCGUCUCGCGCCUACCCGUCAAGGACGCCGCGCGCACCGCCGCCUUCUCCUCGCGCUGGCGGCCCAUCUGGCGCUCCGCGCCCCUCACCCUCGUCGACAGCCACCUGCUUCCGGACUGCGGCGCGAGCGGGCCGCUCGUCGCCGGCGCCCCUUCUCCCCGCGCCGUCACCGCCGCGGUGUCCCGCGUGCUCGCGGCGCACCCGGGGCCCUUCCGCUGCGUCCACCUCACCUGCACCAACAUGGACCAGCACCGGGGCGAGAUGGCGCGAUGGCUCGACGUCCUCGCCGCCAAGGGAGUCCUCGACCUCGUCUUCGUCAACCGUCCCUGGCCGGUCGACCUGCGCCUCCCCACCACGAUCUUCAGCUGCGCCUCGCUCACCCGCCUCUACCUCGGACUCUGGAGGCUCCCUGAAACCGCCGCCGUGCCGCGCCGUGCCAGCUUCCCCAACCUCCGGGAGCUCGGCCUCUGCUUCAACGUCAUGCAGGACCGGGACCUCGCCUUCAUGCUCGAAAGAAGCCCCGCUCUGGAGAUUCUCGUCAUCAUCGCAAACCAGAUCGGGCUGCGCCUUCGCCUCGUCAGCCACAGCCUCCGGUGCGUCGAGCUAGGCUGCGCCUACUUGGACGAUAUCGUCGUGGAGGAUGCCCCUCGUCUGGAGAGGCUCUUCCAGUGGACAACGUUCGGUGACCUCUCCGAGGGCAAUCCCAACAUGUGCCAGCACUCGAGGAUACAGAUUGGCCAUGCACCCAACCUGCGCGUGCUGGGAUACCUUCAGCCCAGAGAGAAUGAGAUGGAGAUUACAAACACCGUCGUCCUGGCUGGGACCAAGCACAACAUUGUCCCAAGUGUCCAGGUCUUCGCCAUGGAGGUGCCAUUUGGGGUCCGUAAUGCUGUCAAGAAGGUGCCUGCCUUCCUCAGAUGUUUCCCCAAUAUUGAAACGCUACAUGUCCAGUCCGAGAAACGUGAUGAGACAACUGGAAAGGUCAAUCUCAAGUUCUGGCAGGAAGGUGGUCCGAUUAAAUGUGUCCUGUCCAUGAAGAAGUUGUUCUUCUACGAGUUCAGAGGGUCGAGAAGCGAGGUUACUUUCCUCAAGUUCAUCGCUGAGAGAGCUCGGGUGCUGGAGAAGAUGGUGAUUGUGGUGGCCGGUGAAUGUCUCUCUUCAGGGGAUGAUGUCAAUGCCAAACUCAAGCCUCUGACCGGUGCAAAAUGGAUGAACAAAGCCUGCAAACUUGAGCUCUUCAAAAGCCCACACCCUGAAGUGGCAUCUCCAGUCUUCUGCCACGAGCUGGCAUCCGAUUUCUCGUUUCCUGACCCUUUUGACCUCGGCUACUAUACAGAAUCUCUGUAAGUGUCCAAGUUAAACCGAGCUAGCCUGUACAGGAAGACUACUGGUACCUAGGCUUUCGUCAGACUCUGCAGCAGCUAAAUACCUGCAUUUCAUUCGUGUGCUAGCUGGUGGGAGUAGCAUGCAUUUUCUGUAACAAGCUGUGCCAAGCCGUGAUGCUUACCAUUUACUCUAGUCUUACUUUAGUUUAUCUAGCUCUA
Molecule: messenger RNA, 2835 nt
Organism: Lolium perenne
Lineage: Eukaryota; Viridiplantae; Streptophyta; Magnoliopsida; Poales; Poaceae
Source: RefSeq, a predicted model, not a curated record